AUGACCAGCAAAUAUAUAGAGCAACGGACGGUUCGCGCAUUCAAAGACCUGCGUCCAUGGGAACGGUCCCGUUUUCGCCAGAAUCAGGAGGACUUUUACCUCCCAAAUGAAGAGGGCUACUAUCCCGGAGAUGCCUUCCUUAUUCGUCAUCUUGAAAACAAUAAAGGCAAUGAUGUUAUUAGUAUAGACAAUGCUUUCUCUUCCUUUCCUAGCGGUGCCGGACGCCGUCACACUCCCCACACAAAGCCAGGCGGCGACAAUCUUAUACCUGAAACAAUCUCGAAAGAUUCAACGGCCGGCCAGGAGGCAAAUUUCGCUCACCUUCUUGCUGAACUGGGGAAGAAAAACACAGCGCGUUUUAUCCCUGAUAUCGAAGCUCAAAUGGGUCAGAGACCCGAGAUUUUUCUUCGCGAUGAUUCUGGGUCCAUGUUUCUUGAUGCACAGAUGCAUUCGAAGCCUGUAGUAAGUGAGGCGAGAAGGCGAGAGAUCUCGGUCGGGCCCAUCGAUUUUGAGAGUCGCCGUGAACAUAUACGACUCAAAUACAGCAAGUCUCUGAAGGAGAGCCAGGCCAAAAAAGCGCGGCAGAGAGCAGCGGAGAAGCGACUAAAGGAAAUGGACGAGGCCGCAAAGGCCGAAGCCGUUACCGAGGCCGCCACCAAAGCGUCCAUGGUUCUUGAAACUCAGGAGUCGCCGGGGAAGAAGACCUUGGCGAGUGUACCCGAAAGGACUUAUUCUCGCUCUGAUUCUCUCACUUCCGACGCCGAAUCUGAUGCGUCAUCGUUUGACAACAAUAACAACAAUAACAACAAAUACAGUUCCGAUAAAGUUGUCAGAAAAGAGUACAUUCGAGCGACAAAUGAGCACAGAGACUACGGAGUCUUAUUUCGUAGGGCUCAAUUGUCUGAACAGGACCAAUACGAAUCAGAUUACAAAGAAAAUCCAUCUGAACCACUGGACCCCUACGAUCGUAUAACUGGUCGUGGUGGCCUCCUUGGUUCGACCAUGACCCCAGACCAAGGCGUAGCAGCUCGAAAAGCCAUGAUAUCAGAAUUCUUGAGCCCUCCGAAGAUCCUACCAUCAACCAAUCUAUUCUUUCUCCUGCUUUCCCCGGCCUUCGUAUAA
This is a messenger RNA of Clonostachys byssicola, 1122 nucleotides long. The record is from the annotation of a GenBank genome assembly. NCBI's taxonomy places the organism in Eukaryota, Fungi, Ascomycota, Sordariomycetes, Hypocreales, Bionectriaceae.